This is a messenger RNA of Melampsora larici-populina 98AG31, 3531 nucleotides long. RefSeq lists its product as uncharacterized. The transcript has 4 exons. The record is from RefSeq and is a predicted model, not a curated record. The coding region runs from base 1 to 3531 and encodes 1176 amino acids. Lineage: Eukaryota; Fungi; Basidiomycota; Pucciniomycetes; Pucciniales; Melampsoraceae.
AUGACUGAAGAAUGGUUACGAACUAUUGACAUGACAUACCACCUAAAUUCAGCGUUGAAAGAUGUCUGGAAGGCGGUCGACGCGGAGCUUAUGGCAAUCAAAAAAGGUAUCUUAGGACCCGACCAGCUCUAUCCCCCCACUGCAGCAAAUACCGCGUUUAUGGAUGUAUCCCCAGCAUUCAUUGUGGAACGGCCUACCUCUAUAGGUCCAUCCCAGGCCGCCUCCUUCAUCAACAGCAAUGGGAAGCGUGAACGGAAACCUGCAGAGGAAGAAGACGAAGAAGACGAAGAGCAAGUUGCAAAACUUCCGCGUCGCUCUGCACGGCUGUCUGCCCCGAUCAAAAGACCCCCCGUCAUUUGUAAGGCGGCUUCAAAGAUUGUACCUGACUCCCCAGAUUCCGUCGAGAAAGGACUUCCGCCUCUGGACUCCUCUCUGUCCCGGCAACAGUCGGGCCCACCAAGGUCAGGAUCAGCCCCUCCAUCAGAACAGCCUGAACCGCCAAGGGCUGGAUCAGCCACCCCAUCAGAAGGCCCAUCAGACACCGUCAAAUCACGUUCAAGGAUCAUUGAACCUGAAAUGGCCAAGGUACUUCAGGAGAUACAUGAACUGGACGUUGGCCCUUCAUCGAUGCCCAUUGGUACACCUUCCGACUACAUUGCCUCUCAGAUAACAAGAGCUUGUCAAUUCCCACACCCCUCGGAAUACGAACAAGGCAAACUUUGGGAGCAGAUCGACCCUGAAUUCCUUAGAGUCAUGGGUACAGAUCUACUGAGACGCGGUGACCUAUCAGAAGUCCCAUCAGACACCGUCAAAUCACGUUCAAGGAUCAUUGAACCUGAAAUGGCCAAGGUACUUCAGGAGAUACAUGAACUGGACGUUGGCCCUUCAUCGAUGCCCAUUGGUACACCUUCCGACUACAUCGCCUCUCAGAUAACAAGAGCUUGUCAAUUCCCACACCCCUUGGAAUACAAACAAGGCGAACUUUGGGAGAAGAUUGACCCUGAAUUCCUUAGAGUCAUGGGCACAGAUCUACUGAGACGCGGUGACCUCCGACGUGGCAAAUUCGGAGUUCUUGGCCUUGUUGAAUGGAUUCUUGACGCACGAGAGCAUGCCAGCUGGGACAAAACGUGCGAGGCAAUGGCUUUACAGAAAUUCAUAAUCCUACAGGAUCAUCUCAAGGAGAAAGUCAUAUCAGAAGGCCCAUCAGACACCGUCAAAUCACGUUCAAGGAUCAUUGAACCUGAAAUGGCCAAGGUAUUUCAGGAGAUACAUGAACUGGACGUUGGCCCUUCAUCGAUGCCCAUUGGUACACCUUCCGACUACAUCGCCUCUCAGAUAACAAGAGCUUGUCAAUUCCCACACCCCUCGGAAUACGAACAAGGCGAACUUUGGGAGAAGAUCGACCCUGAAUUCCUUAGAGUCAUGGGUACAGAUCUAUUGAGACGCGGUGACCUCCGACGUGGCAAAUUCGGAGUUCUUGGCAUUGUCGAAUGGAUUCUUGACGCACGAGAACAUGCCAGCUGGGACAAAACAUGCAAGGCGAUGGCUUUACAGAAGUUCAUAACCCUACAGGAUCAUCUCAAGGAGAAAUUAAUUCACGACGAGGUCGAUGAGCUACCACUUACCAUUCUUGAUUCACCUUCAAAUUCUUCAGCUACGUUAGUUGGGCGUGGAUCAUCUCCGGCUCCUUUGAAACACCAGCGCGACUCCUCUCUCAAGAACGUCACUGCAGAUGAUCGUGUCGAUAGCUUAGAUGAUAGGUUAAAUGCAACUGUAGAAUCAUCAUCCGAACUUCAUGGAAGCCCUGUCAGGACGAAGCGCAAGAAGAUCUCUCGCUUUGACAUUGUCGGUAUCUACCGAGAAGCUAGAUCUGUAACCCCCCCCUCAGAUGACGAGACCGGGCCACCAGCGAGUCUCACCCCCCCUUUUGACACGGACAAACAACUACAAGAACUUUCAAAAUCAUCAAAGAGAGCCAAGUCAUCAAGGUUGGUCAAUGUCUUAGUUCCUCAUAUCUCGGUAUCAUCGGGGAGCAAGAAGAUCUCUCGCUUUGACAUUGACGGUAUCUACCGAGAAUCUAGAUCUGUAACCCCCCCCUCAGAUGACGAGACCGGGCCACCAGCGAGUCUCACCCCCCCUUUUGACACGGACAAACAACUACAAGUACUUUCGAAAUCAUCAAAGAGAACCGAGUCAUCAAGGUUUGUCAAUGUCUUGAUUCCCCAUCUCUCGGUAUCAUCGGGGAACCAAACCGCACGCAUUAAAUCGGCCGCUCUCAUGCCCAAACCGACCAGCGCCGCGCAAUUGUCUCAAACAAGUGAAACCAAAAAACAACUUCAGAUUGAAGGACCACAAUACUCACCUGAAGAACUCAGUGUGACCCAUUCAAAAGCAUGGGAUGCAUUCAUCUUUUCUUGGUGUAAUAAAAAUAUUGUGAUUUUAAAUCCUCAUCCAUAUAUUUCUAUGAUAGGUCAAUUCACUCCGGCCAACUUUUUACAAGACUUCAAAAAUAAUACAACUUUCAUCAGUGGGAAAAUGGGGGCAACAAGCCAUGCCAGUGUAUCUACUGUAGACGGAGCAAGUAAACAACUUCAAAUCGAAGGACCCCUUUAUCCAGCAAGUAAAGCCACCAACUCGUGCUCUGGAAGUGGUCCAGCUUCUCUUGUGACCUUCAAACCUCCCAAACAACAACUCUCAAUUGAAAUAUUCACUGCUUCCAACUCUUUACAAGAUUUCGACGAUAUUUCAACACCUCUCAGUGGGCAAACGCGUUCGACUACCCACGAUGAGGCAUCAAUUGAUGACGAGGCAGUCCAAAUCAUAUCUGUGGAGAAAAACAACAUCCAGCCCGCUGAACUCGUGGAAAUUCAUAAGGCCACACAGGUCUUAUUGGAGACGUUGAUCCGAGGAUCUUGUAUCGAUUUCAAUCCCGACGAAAACUUGACUCAUCCUGUCAGCUUCAGUACCGCAAACCAACCAGGCAUUCGACAGUGGUGUGAACGACCAGAAAAUCGAGAACUUUUCACGCCAAGUCUGGAAACCCUUUGGUAUAAGCCCAACACUUUCAACUUCGACGCCAUUGCACAAUCGGACCCUCCGGAAUCAAUCUCUCGACAUGAGCCUUUCCUCUGGAAUGCCCUCAAGAAUUUUUCCAUGCCUACCCCCACCUUCAUUGAGCGUGGAAUGCACUACGUCUUGGCUGCCCUUGUCUUGAUUGGAUCAGACGCUGAAAAGGCGCAUUUCUCUCAGGAGCUUCCCGAUGUCUCACCCAUAUCUCGCGGGGCUCGCACUGCCUAUUCAUGCUGGCACCAUUACAAGAAACUUUCAUCUCUCCGAUGGGCGAAGAUCGGAGCGAAGAAAAGUGAAGCUGCCACUGAUGGCUGCAUUGAAGAUCUUGAUAGAUUAAUUGCAAUUAUCUACACAAUGGUAGAGACCUUUGCUAGUAUAUGGGCAUCUACAACUCUCAAAGCUGACAUUGAAGCAACCGAACAAUUGAUCAAGAAAAGUCGAUCCACCAAAGAGAUUGAUUGA